Messenger RNA from Elaeis guineensis (African oil palm), 671 nucleotides. RefSeq lists its product as uncharacterized. The record is from RefSeq and is a predicted model, not a curated record. Lineage: Eukaryota; Viridiplantae; Streptophyta; Magnoliopsida; Arecales; Arecaceae.
GUGGUAAAUCCCCCAAUGACCAACCUGACUUUGAAACGUCGCAAAACCGACGGUCACGAUACUGUUCAUCUAGACCAGUCUCGGACACGGUCCAAAAACGCUGGGGUGGCCGCUAUAAAACAACGGAGAGGGCGGACGAGUGGUGCGGGGACGGACGCCAUCAAUCUAGGCUCAAGGGUACUUCUCCGUUCUCUCUCUCUGGUCGUAAGGUCUCCUCCGCUCUCCAAGAUGACAGAACCACCUUUUGUGUCCAGGGAGAGGCUCCAGAAGCAUCAGCAAUACUUUCAGCGCGUUCCCAAACAUACUUACCUGAAAGGACGUUAUGAUGUGAUAACCUCCGUUGCUAUCCCGCUUGCAUUGGCAGCCUCUAGCAUUUUUCUCAUUGGUCGUGGCGUCUACAACAUGUCUUUGGGGAUAGGGAAGAAAGAAUGAACUCUUUUCCUUCAUGUUGCCUGUCAAUAGAUCCAGUGCUUUGCAUAGGAAAAAGUUGGGUUGUUAGUUUGUUUCUGGUAAUGGUAAUCACAAAGUAUAACUUGUUUGGACCUAUUUACUUCUAUUUCUCCAUCUAAACCUGGAACAAUUGGAAUGUGUGUUUUGAAUAAGAGUUAUGGUGGUGGGCUCUACUGCUGCCUUGCAAACAUAAUGCUGUCAAUCGUAGUGUUGUGAUUGGU